Molecule: messenger RNA, 717 nt
Organism: Aspergillus udagawae
Lineage: Eukaryota; Fungi; Ascomycota; Eurotiomycetes; Eurotiales; Aspergillaceae
Exons: 3
Coding region: 1-717 (238 amino acids)
Molecular function (GO): ATPase-coupled transmembrane transporter activity
Source: RefSeq, a predicted model, not a curated record
AUGUCCCUCGAAGAGUCUCAGCCUGAACAUAUCUGUGACAAAAGCGAAUAUCUCCGGAGAACACGCUGGCAACGAGAGCUCCAGGGCGGCUACAGCAACUCGCUCUUGGUAGUGAUCGCAGAACGUCACAAGGCCAUCAAUGUGACCGUCGUACGCGCGGAUUGCGCUCAACGACUCGGCGUACUGCAAUGUGGAUUCGGUUGGAAGGAACGCUUUACACCAGUGGGCCCAGUGCAGACCUUCGAGCCAGUGCCCGGGAUUGUCGAGCACAACCAUAUCAAUUCCCAGAGCUUCGGCCGCAGUGGAGACGGUCUCUCUGUUCCCUCAAUAAUCAGGGCUGCGACGACCGCCUUCAACAGGGGCAGGGGUUUUACGUCGGGUUGCUGCAUUGACGGCCAAGGAAAUGAUAGCCGGUUGCUCACUAGCCGGCUCCUGGAUGAGGCGACUGCGGCGCUGGAUGCUCAGUCCGAAGCGAUGGUGCAAGAAAUGUUGAAUAAAGCUUCCGAGAAGAGGACCACGAUUGCUGUGGCACAUCAGCUGAGUACCAUCCAGCACGCGGACGUCAUCUGCGUGGUCGAGGCGGGGAGGUUGGUCGAGAUUGGCAAUCAUGAGGAGUUGAUGAGAAAAGACGGCGUGUAUGCUGGGUUGGUGGAGACGCAGAAUCGAGGAGUGGCCCCUGAGCAGGUGUUGUUCAGCAUGAUGGUUUAUCUAUUCUAG